GCCGUCGCCUAUAUUUUUAGUGUCAACCGCCGCUGUUAAUAUUUGUGGUCUCAGAGUUUUAGCUGUCAAAGAACCGCAAAAGUGUUUAAUCAUUUCGCUUGUGGUAAAUUUUUGCAAAUUGUUUGUUUCGCAUUUUGAAAAUUAAUUAAUAAUAUGUUUCUUACACGUUCUGAAUAUGAUCGCGGUGUAAAUACCUUCUCACCUGAGGGACGCCUUUUCCAAGUGGAAUAUGCUAUUGAAGCCAUUAAAUUAGGAUCUACGGCAAUUGGUAUUUGUACUUCAGAAGGUGUUGUGUUGGCUGUUGAAAAACGCAUAACAUCGCCUCUGAUGGUACCAAGUACUGUUGAAAAAAUUGUGGAAGUCGAUAAGCACAUUGGUUGUGCGACAUCUGGACUUAUGGCAGAUGCACGCACUUUAAUUGAAAGGGCGAGAGUAGAGUGUCAGAACCAUUGGUUCGUUUAUAAUGAAAGAAUGUCAAUUGAGUCGUGUGCCCAAGCUGUUUCAGCUUUGGCUAUUCAAUUUGGCGAUAGUGGAGAUGGUGGCUCUGCUAUGAGUCGUCCAUUUGGUGUGGCCAUACUCUUUGCUGGCAUUGAAGAUGGCAAACCACAACUUUGGCAUAUGGAUCCAUCGGGUACAUACAUCCGAUAUGGAGCAAAAGCAAUUGGGUCAGGUAGUGAAGGUGCUCAACAAAAUUUACAAGACAACUAUACAGCCGAAAUGACUUUAAGUGAUGCUAUUAAUUUGUCACUAAAUACACUGAAACAAGUAAUGGAGGACAAACUUAAUUCCACAAAUGUUGAGGUGAUGACCAUGACUCCGGACAAACUCUUCCGUAUGCAUACUAAAGAAGAGGUUGAGGAAAUCAUAAACAAUUUGGCAUAAUCGGUGUUUAUUUAUUAUAAGUGUAGUAAUUGCUAUUUUUUCAUUUUGCUAUAGAAUUUGUAAAACAGAAUCUAACGGAAUAAAUGGAAUUUUAAAACUAAA
This is a messenger RNA of Lucilia cuprina (Australian sheep blowfly), 984 nucleotides long. RefSeq names its product proteasome subunit alpha type-5 (gene Prosalpha5). Gene Ontology annotation, biological process: proteasome-mediated ubiquitin-dependent protein catabolic process. Bases 154 to 882 code for a protein of 242 amino acids. Gene Ontology annotation, cellular component: proteasome core complex; nucleus; proteasome core complex, alpha-subunit complex. The record is from RefSeq and is a predicted model, not a curated record. Lineage: Eukaryota; Metazoa; Arthropoda; Insecta; Diptera; Calliphoridae. The transcript is spliced from 3 exons.